Molecule: messenger RNA, 3228 nt
Organism: Pleuronectes platessa (European plaice)
Lineage: Eukaryota; Metazoa; Chordata; Actinopteri; Pleuronectiformes; Pleuronectidae
Gene: adgrd2
Product: adhesion G protein-coupled receptor D2
Exons: 24
Coding region: 1-3228 (1075 amino acids)
Biological process (GO): cell surface receptor signaling pathway; adenylate cyclase-activating G protein-coupled receptor signaling pathway
Cellular component (GO): membrane
Molecular function (GO): G protein-coupled receptor activity
Source: RefSeq, a predicted model, not a curated record
AUGACUGGAGCCCUGCAUACUGGACUCAUUCUCUUCUCCUUCAUGGUUGUAUGUAAGAGUGAGCCAACACAUGCUGGACCAGACAGAGUGGGGGGAUCACAUGGACAGUCCGAAUUGGUUCAUCUGACGUCUCACUCGGCCUUCCAGCUGUUCAAUGACUCGCUUGCCUUUACCAGAGCAGAGAGUUUUUGCAGAGGCCAGUUCAGCUCCCUCGCCAACCUGGACCAGACAGAGGACCGGGAAGGGACCUUAGAGCUGUUACAACAGACUGGGCUUACUUUAGCUAUUUGGGUUAGGGACCCCAGCAAAGUAGCCUCCAAGCCUGUGGCCCUAGCCAAGCAGUAUGUGCAGUUCCCAGCUCUAAACUUCACAAAGGAAUCCCGUGAGGGCUUUGCUCGUGUCAACAUGUCCUUCCCUGCCCUUUCAUCUGUCAGUGUGUGUGUUCGAGUUCAGUGGGACCCAGAGUGGAAUGAGGUGUCCACCAUCUUCUCCUAUGCUGCACCUGUCUUUACCAAUGAGUUCCAGCUACGAGGCCAAGCAGACAUGCAGGAACGCAUCCUCCUGGCGCUCAUCAUCCAUGGGAAGCACCUGCCGUAUAAGGCAUCCUUCCCCAAUGACGGUGCGUGGCAUCACAUUUGUGUUACAUGGCGCCGCAGCAUUGGCCAAUGGGCUAUCUAUGUGGACGGUAUCAGGAAGGACAUGGGAUCAGGAACAGACACUUCUAGGGAUAUCCAUGGAGACGGGAUACUCAUUCUGGGUCAGGACCAAGACUCCUUUGGAGGGAAUUUUACGGAGCCUUAUUUUGGAGCUAUCACUGACCUGAAUGUUUGGAAUAUGUAUCUAGAAACAAGACAUGCCAGUGCCCUCAAUGCGUGUUCACUCAUGAGCCAGAAAGUGCUGUUCAGUUGGAAUCCAGACUACCUUACCAGCCACCCAGUGGUCAAAGAGGUGCAGGCCCUUCUGUUUUGCCCAGCUGUAGACCAGCAGAUGGAGCUGCAGGGCUGCAGGACGCUGCAGCGCUGGUCAGAUCAGCCCCCACUGUUUGGCUUGACAGACUGCUUGGAACGACUGCCAUUCAUCUGCAGGAGCAGCAGAGAGCGUUACCUGAAAAUGAAGCAGAUGAGUGGGACUCAGCCUUCUGCCUUUCUGAACCAUCUGAUGAAGAUUUCCAACAAAACCCAGCCCGUGCUGGAGCAGCAACCAUCAGGGCUGAGCAGCCUGGCCCAGGCAUCCGACCUCCUGGAAAUCUCUGUCCAAGCCUUGGAGGACACUCAGCAGGAGGGACUGCAGCCAACAGACAUGGUGUCCCUCAUUCAGCUACUCUCUCUGGCUGCUGACAUCCCCUCACAGCCGUCUGCUUCUGCCACCAGCCACAGACAGGACAGCAUCCAGGAGCUCAGCCAGCACUUCAUCAGCGUGGCAGACAGCAUCAUUAAUGAAGAAAACGCCCUAAAGUGGCAGGCCAUCAGAGAGGUGGUGAAUGGCCCCAUGGAUGUGGUCAAGAGCAUUGACCGGAUGGUGACCAGCCUGAGCCCUCACUUGAUGGCAGAGACUGAUCACCUGACAAUUCACCGCCCCAAUAUCAAAGUGGAGAUGCAGCAGCAGUCACUGCAGGAAGGAUUCAGAGGAUCAAUCUUCUGUGGGCCUGAGACAGAGAAGCACACCAACCUAGACUGUAUUUCAGUCCCACUUCAGAAGAUACAGGAUCUCCAUAACAACGGCUUCACUAAGCUCACGUUGGUCAAUACGUGGUAUGGCUCUCUGCGGCCUCUUUUCAGUGCUGAGGAGAACAUCACUAUGGUUCCGACGGUCACGGAUGGCAGCCAGAGGUAUUUGGGCACUGUCUUGGGCUCCUCUGUCAUCUCCACCACAGCACUGGGAGAUGAUCAGCCGGUUAGCAUGGCAGUUCACUUCCAGCUCCGGCACAGAGUACAGAAUCCAACUGGUACUGUGUAUGAUCCAGUGUGUGCAUUCUGGGAUUUUGAUCUCAGUCCAGAGGCUGGUGGGUGGUGGAAUACCAAAGGCUGUGAGGUAGUGUCCAAAGAAUAUGGAUACACUGUGUGCCAUUGCAACCAUACCACAAAUUUUGCAUUGCUGCUGCAGGUUUAUGAAGCCCAGAGGAGCCCGGAGAACGAAAACGCUCUGCAGGUGUUGACGUUCAUCGGCUGUGGAGUGUCUCUGUGUGGCCUCCUCUUCACCUUCAUCCUCUUCAUCGCGGUGGGUGUCCCUAAAUCAGACCGUACCACUGUGCAUAAGAACCUGAUAGUUUCUCUGGGCAUCGCGGAGCUGCUGUUGAUGUGCAGUGACUGGGCGUCUGCAAAUGAGGAAGCGUGCUUCAUGGUGACUGCACUCCUUCACCUCUUCUUCAUGGCGUCCUUCUCCUGGAUGCUUGUGGAGGGCCUGCUGCUCUGGAGCAAAGUAGUGUCAGUCAACAUCAGUGAGGACCGCAGGAUGAAGCUCUACUACAUCAUUGGCUGGGGACUGCCUGUUCUAAUAGUUGGUGUAACACUGGCAGUAUCAGUGGACAAAUACAAGGCAGAUGAUCACUGCUGGCUCAAUGUGAAGACUGACACCAUCUGGGCCUUUGUGGGACCUGUAAUAUUUGUCUUGGCGGUCAAUGCAGUUGUGCUGUGUCGGGUUGUCAUGGUGACGGUUUCCAGUGCUCAUCGUCGUGCUAAGAUGCUCAGUCCAAGCUCAGCAUCAAAGUUGCAGACCUUUGACCUCACCUGGGCUGUGACACGUCCAGUGCUCAUCCUGCUGCCCGUGCUGGGUUUGACCUGGCUGUGUGGGGUGCUGGUCCAUCUGUCUGUUGUAGUCGCCUAUGUCUUCAUCGCCCUUAAUGCCUUCCAGGGCCUGUACAUCUUCUUAGUGUAUGCUGUUUACAACAGUGAGGUGAGGAAUGCCAUAAAGAGGAUCAAAGAAAAGAGAAAGGCCUUAUCUUUCACGAACUGUUCCCAGCCAACCAGCUUCCUGCCAUCCCAAAGGGCCCCAAUUACCUCCUGGUGCCGCAGUCAACCUGCCCCCUCCAGUCCUGAGACUAGUGAGACCUCUGGACCCCCCAGUUCCACGUCCACAUCAUUGGUUAUCAAGAACGAGAGUUUCAGAACUGACAGCUUUGUGAGUUUCUCUCUAAAACCAGCAUCAGGAGACCAAGUGGUCCAGCUGACUGCAUUCAAACCAUCAGGUACAACGCUUACAUCUCUUACUACUGGAGUUUGCAUUAUUUGA